ACGUUCACGCCUCUGCAGACCCAGCCUUAGGUCGCACCAAGAUGUCGGACGCCGAAGAGCAGGAAUGUGAGGAGGAGCAGCCCGAAGAAGAGGAGGCUGCGGAGGAGGAGGCUGCGGUGGAGGAGGAAGAACCCUCCCCAGCCCCCGAAGAGCCGGAGCCGGCGGCAGAGCGAGAAGAGGAACGCCCCAAACCAAGCCGCCCCAUGCCUCCUCUGAUCCCCCCAAAGAUUCCGGAAGGGGAACGCGUGGACUUCGAUGACAUCCACCGGAAGCGGCAGGAGAAGGACCUCUUGGAGCUGCAGACGCUCAUUGAUGUGCAUUUUGAGCAGCGCAAGAAGGAGGAAGAGGAGCUCAUUGCGCUGAAAGAGCGCAUUGAGCGGCGCCGGGCAGAGAGAGCUCAACAGCAACGCUUCAGAACUGAGAAGGAGCGUGAGCGUCAGGCCAAGCUGGCGGAGGAGAAAAUGCGGAAGGAGGAAGAAGAGGCCAAGAAGAGAGCCGAAGAUGAUGCCAAAAAGAAGAAGGUUCUGUCCAACAUGGGUGGUCAUUAUGGGGGUUACCUGGUCAAGGCAGAGCAGAAGCGGGGCAAGCGCCAGACGGGGCGUGAGGCGAAGGUUCGAGUCCUGUCUGAUCGUAAGAAGCCCCUGAACAUCGACAGUAUGGGGGAGGACCAGCUCCGGGACAAGGCCCAGGAACUGUGGGACUGGAUCCACCAGCUGGAGUCGGAGAAGUUUGACCUGAUGGAGAAGAUGAAGCAGCAGAAAUACGAGAUCAACGUGCUGUACAAUCGCAUCAGCCACGCCCAGAAGUUCCGCAAGGGGGCAGGGAAGGGCCGCGUCGGAGGCCGCUGGAAAUGAGGCUGAGGUGGUGGCCAACCUGGAGGAGGCAGCGGGAACCCUUGAAGGGCUCCUCCCAUCUGUUGCUUGAAAUAAACGCUCUGCCUGCGGUCA
Messenger RNA from Artibeus jamaicensis (Jamaican fruit-eating bat), 947 nucleotides. It is a transcript of the gene TNNT1, whose product is annotated as troponin T1, slow skeletal type. The coding region runs from base 42 to 854 and encodes 270 amino acids. The record is from RefSeq and is a predicted model, not a curated record. Gene Ontology annotation, biological process: regulation of muscle contraction; slow-twitch skeletal muscle fiber contraction; sarcomere organization. The transcript has 14 exons. Gene Ontology annotation, cellular component: troponin complex. Gene Ontology annotation, molecular function: troponin T binding; tropomyosin binding. NCBI's taxonomy places the organism in Eukaryota, Metazoa, Chordata, Mammalia, Chiroptera, Phyllostomidae.